This is a messenger RNA of Orbicella faveolata, 780 nucleotides long. RefSeq lists its product as uncharacterized. The record is from RefSeq and is a predicted model, not a curated record. NCBI's taxonomy places the organism in Eukaryota, Metazoa, Cnidaria, Anthozoa, Scleractinia, Merulinidae.
AUGAAAUUUUCAUUUAAAGUCAGUCUGGCCACGCCGCAUGCAAAACAGCUGCAAACUGUAUCGAAACAGUAUAUAGACGAGUGUGCUAAAGGAACACACAACUGUGAUGUUUAUGCUGUGUGUAACAACACCCGGGGAUCCUAUAACUGCCCGUGCAAAGACGGAUUUCAUGGAGAUGGAAUAAACUACACUGCGGGUCUUAACUACUCAAGUAUUGUAGGAAACGACCAGACUUUCUUGACUUGGCUAGAUAAAUGGUUAAAGCCUGUAAUUAAUCUAUCAUCUUACUGGAAUCGUUGCUACCGGGCAACUAUCAAUGGCUGGUCUUCCAAUACCUUCCAUUCAAACUGUGACGGCAAAGGUCCAUCAGUCACAAUCAUCCGUGUUGGGAAAUAUAUCUUUGGAGGAUACACAAGUCAGACAUGGGGCACUGAAUCGGGCAGUGGUUGUGAGUUUUCGCACGAUUCAGCGGCCUUUCUCUUCUCAUUGGUUAACAAGCCUGACUGGCAACCACUAAAACUAGAUCAGAGAUCAGACCUGCCAGGUGUUGGAUGGUAUUCCAUCUACAGCUGCUCUUCCUAUGGACCAACAUUUGGAGGAGGACACGAUAUUUACAUUGCCGACAACGCUGCGUCAAACAACAACUCGUACUCAAAACUUGGACACACCUACAGCCCGCCAACUGGCGACAGCUAUACAUCCCCCUUAACACAAUCAUUCCUGGCGGGUAAUUUCCACUUCCGACCAGACGAGGUCGAAGUCUUCUACGAAACCUCCUGA